Brugia pahangi is the source of this 837-nucleotide messenger RNA. The record is from the annotation of a GenBank genome assembly. NCBI's taxonomy places the organism in Eukaryota, Metazoa, Nematoda, Chromadorea, Rhabditida, Onchocercidae.
AUGUUGAUGAAUGCCAGAUUCGAUUCCACAAAACCGGCAGCGUAUGUUUCCGGCUGUGAUCCACGAAAACAACGAAUUAUUAUUCGUCAAACUCCUUACGUAGAUCCUUUCAAUUGGGGAAGCUAUCUGUGGAUGUCGAAUAUGCGACCAUUGGGAUUAAUCCAACCGGACAAUACUGUCAUUUGUUCCUUACGAUACUUUCCGGCUGGUCAAGGAUCAUUUAUGCUCGGAGCAUAUGGUCAACGAAAUCGAAGCUAUCUUCAUUCUCCUCGUUCAUUUAUGGGAUUGACACUGAAUCAUGACAGAACUCGUUUCUUUGAUAUACUUUCCGAGAAGAAAAACCUCUUUCUUACCUUAUUUGGAGCUUAUGACAAAAACAACCAUGUUUUACUGGAGGAGACGUAUGACGAAUAUGACCUGAGUAUUGCUAUGACCUUUCAUGAUCCAACAAUUAGAUAUCGAGUGACCGGAAGCAUCGAUACCACUUAUAAAAGUGAAUGUGGUAGCACACCUGAUGGUCUUCCGGAUCCGUGCAAACCUGAUCCUCAUGAUUUUUAUUUCAGCUGCUUGCAUGUUGGAUAUUAUUUAACUGAAGAACGGGAGACAAUUCCUAAUCGGACCGCCAGUCGUUGUACCUUAGCUGGUCCAAGUCCCUACAGAAGCAUACUUGAUCGAAGUCAACAGUUGAGAUAUACAUAUGCAUACUGGGAAGAUCUAUCACUUAUGCGUAUGCAAGAUGAGGGAAAUAUCACUUUGGUUAUCGAUGGAGUGCAAAUGAUACCUCCACCGGAACCGGAAAUUUGCCACACAAGCACUUCUGAUUUUGAUUGGUUCUGA